Messenger RNA from Aspergillus pseudoviridinutans, 681 nucleotides. RefSeq names its product GIG1 family protein. The transcript has 2 exons. Gene Ontology annotation, biological process: N-acetylglucosamine metabolic process. Gene Ontology annotation, cellular component: cytoplasm. The coding region runs from base 1 to 681 and encodes 226 amino acids. The record is from RefSeq and is a predicted model, not a curated record. NCBI's taxonomy places the organism in Eukaryota, Fungi, Ascomycota, Eurotiomycetes, Eurotiales, Aspergillaceae.
AUGGGUUCUGCGACAGCAGCUCCAAACGCCGAAAAGGAUCAAGAGAUCCCCGACUGGAAUCUUACAGAAGUAGACCGCAUGCUCCUUCGCCAGACUGACGAGGAAUACGAGUCACACUCCUGGGACGAGCUAAAAUGGAUAAUCAAGGAAAACAGACUUGAACUCUUCAAGCGGCUCCCUUCGCAUCUCAGACGCUACAUCAACUGGUCCAAAGGAAUAAAAGAGCAGUACGGCGACAUCCUCAACUACAUCUGUCAGGAGCGUCUCGGCUGGGACCAGCAUGACUCCAAAGUCGCGUUCAAGAAUCCGAUCCCCUUUGCAAGCCCAUCUGACUAUUGUAUUCGCUUUAACGACUGGCCGUACGGGGUUGCACCGGGCAUCCGGCACCUGGUCGUCUGGCUGAAGACACCGUUUCCAGUGCACGAAGACGGAAAUCUGACCGCCGAAUCACGCGCGUGUAUCGAGACGUUUGUAUCGGCUACUUUUGUGCAGCGUUUGGCCAGAGAGGUCCAUGUGGAUGCGCCUGAGGAUCGCGUGUUGUGGUUCAAGAAUUGGGCGGCGUUGCAGAGCGUGUCGGCGCUGGAGCAUUUCCAUGUUAUGGUGCGGGAUGCAAGCGAGGAGGCCUUGAGGGAAUGGAUUGGGGAAGAUAAUAUGGUGAUGAUAUGUGAUGUGUCCAAGUGA